AUGCCUGAGACAUCAACAAAUCGUUGUUGUAUUCCGGUCAUUCUUUUCGGACUAUGUCUUGCCAUUGUCGCUAUCUUUGCCGCUGCAAUUAUUUAUCAUCUAGAUAGUGCUAGUCCUAUUUCGACGUCGAAUGCAACGAACUGCAUUGAUUGUUAUCCAAUAGCCAUAAAACGACAACUACCUGACUUUGUUAAUACGAACAUAGAUCCAUGUGAAUAUUUCUAUGAAUUUGUUUGUGACAAAUUGACACCGAAGAAACAUGUGGAUGUAAUCAAUGACGUAGAUGAUAAUGAACAUAAAUGGACUAGUGUAAGACAUGAACUUCAUGCAAAACUUAUGAGCAAAUUGGAUAAUCAAUCUCUAACAACGCAGGAUAAUCGUAUAACAUCCGUUUAUCAUUUAUAUCAAUUAUGUGAAACACAAUCUCCAGAAAUAUUACUCAAUGAACUUGAAAAUUACUUUACUAACUUAAGUGAGAAAGAACCAUAUAAAUCAUAUUUAACUGUUUUCAAUCAAACAAAUUCAACCAAUCUAACUUCGUCGGUAUCAAUCUUUCAUUUUCCAAAUCCAUUCUUCACCGUGCUUUCCUCAGCACCCAAUACCUCGACCAUUGUCCGUACAAAUCAUCGUCAAUUACCGUCGAUCCUUUCACUCUUCUCCAAUAUGACGAGUAUCAACCAAACAGCAUUCAAAUAUUUAACACAAUUCGACGAUGACUAUCGAACAUUUCUAUCCGAAGAAAAUAAUCUGAUCAAUUCCUAUGAACAAGAGUAUCAUCAAGACUCGCUAAUUACUCGACGAAUCCUAACAUUUUCAAAUUAUCACCAAUGUCUACCAUCCUUAGUUUCUAAUUCUACCAACGGUCGUGAAAAUCUAAUCAAACUCUUAAAUCAUUUCCUUCAAACGCGUUUACAUAAUUUUAAACCUGAAUCUAUCGAUAAACAAAUUCGAGUCAUAGACAAAAUUACCGACAAUCAUACACUAGUCGAACAUCUUCAAAGUCUUACAGAUGACUUGAAAACGAUCGAAAAUAUUACUCGUACAAACUACGGCGAGCAGUCCUGUACCAUUCAUCUUCUCGAUCAAUUGUUAGAUCGAAGAAUCAAAUCUUCUGAGUUAGCAUCAAUGAUUAAUCUCGAUCUUUUCAGUCAAACAACAGAUAGUUUUCUCUCCAAUGAUUGGCCAUUUCUAUUUAUGUUAUACGAACGUUUAUUAAAAACAGCAUCAAUUGACACAUUAGCUAACUUUGCCUUUUUUGAUCAAUACAGAAAACUGAUCUAUCCGUAUUACCAACCGUAUAUUCAGAAUAACGAUAAUCUUCGUCUUAAUCCAGAUAAUUCAUCGAGUAGUUAUACAUAUGCAACAAAUUAUCCCAAUUUAUCAUGUCGCAUCCAGAGUUGUUUUGACAUUUUGAAUUGUUAUCAUCCGUCGCUUUUGAAUCAAGUAGUCAAUGAUCACAAUCAGACUAUUGUCAAUACAACGAAAGUCUUGAUUGACAACAUUAUCGAUCGUUUUCGAUUGUUAACUGAACAAUCGGAUAAUUUAUAUAUCAAUGAAAAGAAUCUCAUUCGAAAUCAAUUAAACCAAAUUGUAAUCCGUAUUGGUCAUUAUUCGAUCCCGAAUGAUUAUUUUCUAUCUAACAUAUCUUCAUCAUAUCUGGAGUAUGUUCAAUAUCUAUCAUCUAUAUCCCCCGAUGAACAUCAACGUUCAUACUAUAUCGAACCAAGUUAUUAUCCAUCGAAUCAUACCUUAUAUCUGCCUUUUGCUUUUCUUUAUCAAUCGAACAUUUCAAUUGAAUACCAUGUCAGUAAACUUCUUUUGAAAAUUCUUCGCUUAGCUACUGAAACAAAUCCCUACCACAUUGACUGUUCAUUGAAAUCUUAUGAUGAUGAACCAGAUGCGAACAAUACGAAGAAACAUCUCUCAGAUGAUGAGUCUAUUGUUUAUUUACUCUUACGAUCGAAUUUUCUCACGGAAAAGAACAUCUUUCUCGAUGAAUACCUAUGGCCGUUUAUGAGUGCUAGUUCGUAUAUGAAACGCUUUCUGAUUGACUAUGCAGCGUCGAGUUAUUGUCGUGUUUUGCACGGAAAGGAUUUGUAUCGGAAUAAUACGUAUCUUAUUGAUGAUAUUCAUCUGAUCUUUCGUUGUCAACAAGCAAAUUGGAUCAAACAGUCGAAAUGUAGUGUCGUUUGA
This is a messenger RNA of Adineta ricciae, 2193 nucleotides long. NCBI's taxonomy places the organism in Eukaryota, Metazoa, Rotifera, Eurotatoria, Adinetida, Adinetidae. The record is from the annotation of a GenBank genome assembly.